Messenger RNA from Thrips palmi, 759 nucleotides. RefSeq lists its product as uncharacterized. Bases 1 to 759 code for a protein of 252 amino acids. The record is from RefSeq and is a predicted model, not a curated record. The transcript is spliced from 6 exons. Lineage: Eukaryota; Metazoa; Arthropoda; Insecta; Thysanoptera; Thripidae.
AUGCGGCCAAUAUCAUCCCUGAAGUUUUACCAUAAAGACUUGAUAACUGUUAUACCAUCUAACAAUGUGGACUCAGAUGGUUCAUCAUCCGACAAUGAUGAAUUGCUGGAGCCGAACAAGUCAAUUCAGCAAUCCAGGAAACAAGUGCUCGUUACAGCAGCUGAGGGGACCGACCGACUAGAAAUUUUCCACACUUUACCACAAGAAAACUGUGAUCAUCUUCCAUCACCUGUUGAAAAUGUUGUAAAUGUAGUCCAGGAUUCUAAGACUCAUGAACGUUCUAUGGACUUCACAGUUCCCUUGGAUGCAAUUCCUACAACAAAAGUUGUUGAGAACAAAGGUUCCAAGAGCAUGAUUGAGCUAGCUUUCAGAGCACCAAGCAACACUGAUUCUAUCUCUUCCAAACCUUCAAGAGCCAGAAGAAAUAAGCAAAACGAGACCAUUACAAGGUCAACUCGUGCAAACACAAGUUUGAAACGCAAACCAAAAUCUCCCAUCUCUUCUGCCAGUGCCAGUGAAAAUUCUUCAACACACCAGUCACAGGAAAUUGCUUCAACAGUCUCUACUGACCUGAACAGCGGUAUUUUGGGGGAUUUUUCCACCAACAAAACAAACAAUUCAAUUUUAUUUGAUGGUCACAAGGGGAAAGAAAAUAUUUCUUCCAAUUCUACCAACUUGGAUCUUAAAUCUAAAAGUAGCCCUGCAAAACAACCUUCCCCGUUCAAAAGGUUGCACACAAGUAGUUCCAAGUCAACCUAA